UGGAGCUCCAGCAUUUGGUUUGGCUUUGGGAUAUUUGACAACCUUUUGUCAGUUCGGAAACUUGGACUCAAUCUCUUUCUGUUUCUCUUUUCUUGCUGAAUUUUUUUUCAUGGUUAUGUGCGGAUUUACCAUGGAGAAUUAAAAUGGUGAGGAAGAAAAAGCUGCUGGUGUUUGAAAUUUGUGGAAGCAUGAUGUGGGAUGGAUAAACAACAACACAACUCUAGUAUGGCCUCUAAUGACCCUGACCUUCCUGUCCCCUCUGGUGACCCCCAGCCUGGUGACCUGAUUGAGAUCUUCAGACCAGCCUAUCAGCACUGGGCUCUCUACCUGGGAGAUGGUUACAUCAUCAACUUAACUCCCGUCGAUGAGAGCCAGGCAGCCGCCAUGUCCAGUGUGAAGUCCGUCUUCAGCCGGAAGGCAGUGGUGCGCAUGCAGCUGCUGAAAGAGGUGGUGGGAAGCGACUCGUACCGUGUCAACAACAAGUACGACCACAACCACACACCCCUGCCCGUCUGUGAAAUCAUCCAGCGAGCACAAGUCCUCAUCGGCCAGGAGGUGUCUUACGACCUGCUGGGGAGCAACUGCGAGCACUUUGUUACCCUUCUGCGCUACGGGGAGGGGGUGUCCGAGCAGGCUACACGGGCCAUUGGGGCCAUCAGUCUGGUGACAGCAGCGGCCAGUGCCUUCUCUGUCCUUGGACUGAUCAACACACGAUCUAGAAACAGGCCUUUCUGACAGCUAUGUUCUUCACUGAAG
Molecule: messenger RNA, 756 nt
Organism: Micropterus dolomieu (smallmouth bass)
Lineage: Eukaryota; Metazoa; Chordata; Actinopteri; Centrarchiformes; Centrarchidae
Gene: plaat1
Product: phospholipase A and acyltransferase 1
Exons: 5
Coding region: 199-735 (178 amino acids)
Biological process (GO): N-acylphosphatidylethanolamine metabolic process
Cellular component (GO): cytoplasm
Molecular function (GO): A2-type glycerophospholipase activity; glycerophospholipid phospholipase A1 activity
Source: RefSeq, a predicted model, not a curated record